AAGAAGAGGAGGGAGAGUGAGAGGAACGAGAGGGGUCUUGCAUAGAUAAAGUUGCUGGGGGAGUAUGGAGUUCAGGGAGAGGACAGAACACUAUGCAGAGGAGCCAAAGAGAGGAGCAGAACCAGAAUAUGCCAGAGAGAGUGUGUUGGUUCCAGGGGCAGAGUUACCACAAGCUGAAGCGGGCAUGUCUGCAGCGGGGCAAGCUCUUCAAGGAUCCCCUCUUUCCCCCAUCCGCACUGUCACUCUUCUACAAACGAGCCCCGCCCCCUGGACUCACAUGGAAAAGACCACGGGAACUGUGUAAGGACCCUCGUCUCUUUGUGGACAGGAUCAGCACAUGGGACCAGCACCAAGGCAGCUUAGGUAACUGCUGGAUGGUGGCAGCCACUUCCUGUCUGGCCUCGGAGCCAUCGCUGUGGAAGAAGGUGAUUCCUGCUCACGUGGAACAGGAGUGGAAGCCCAAGCGUCCGGACCUGUACGCCGGAAUCUUCCACUUCCGCUUCUGGCGGCUUGGCCGCUGGACAGACGUGGUGGUGGACGACCUCCUUCCGGUCAGCGAGGACGGAACGCUGCUCUUCUGCCGCUCAGCCACGCCACGGGAGUUCUGGAGCAGCCUGCUGGAGAAGGCCUACGCCAAGUUGAAUGGCUGCUAUGAGGCAUUAGAAGGCGGUAACACGGCGGAGGCCCUCAUAGACUUCACAGGGGGGGUGUCGGAGCCCCUAUGCCUGGACAGGGAGGCCCUCACCCUGCACCCCGACCAGAGGAGGGCGCUGUUCCAGACCCUGGCCAAGGCCCACGGAUGCAAAGCCCUCAUCACCUGCUCUAUACGGCCAGCGGAGGGAGAGAGAGUAGAGUCGGUGCUAGACUGUGGUCUGGUGCGGGGCCAUGCCUACGGUAUCACCGCGGUGAGGAAGGUGCGUCUGGGGAAGCGGUCACUGCUGACUGGCCGUUGUAGCGGGACGUCCCGUCUCGGCAUGGUGCGCAUGAGGAACCCCUGGGGUACAGCCGACUUUACCGGGCCCUGGAGUCAGGGGUCUCAGCAGUGGAAGCAGGUUGGUCGAGGUGAGAGGGAGAAGAUGGGCCUCAUUGUCAGAGAUGUGGGAGAGUUCUGGAUGGAGUUUGAGGACUUCUGCCGCUACUUCACAGAUGUGGUGGUGUGUCGUCUGGUAGAACGAGCCCUGCUGUGGCCCAACACCCACUGGAGAGAGGUUCGCUGCCAUGGGGAGUGGGUCCCAGCCCCCAACACUACCGGGGCAACCCCCGCCACCCUCCUCCCCGGCCGCCAGGCAUCCAACCUCUGGAAAAACACAGCCAAGCCUGGGGAGGUGAACCAGACUCCGCGAGGGGACCGGAAGGAGGCAAGAUUGGGGAAGAGACGGAGAGGUGGAGGAGGAGAAGGAGGAGGCGGUGGACGGAGAGAGAAGGUGGCUGUAGCGAAGAAGGGGGGGGAGAAGAAGACAAAGAGGAAGGAGGAGAGUGUGAAGAAGGAGGGAGAGGUGGAUGGACGGUGGGAUAAACACAUGGAUAAGAGGAGUAGGUGUGGAGGAUGCAUCAACCACAAAGACACCUUUCUACACAACCCCCAGUUCAUGUUUGAGGUGCAGGGAAAGGAGGAUGAGGUGUUGAUCUGUCUGCAGCAGGAGGACAGGAGGAUAAAGAGGAAGGAUGGAGGAGGAGCGAAUCUGCCCAUCGGCUUUGAGGUGCUGAGGGUGGAGGUGAACCGUCUAAGCCGUGUGCAGCGUGUGGUGGAGCAGGCUGCAAGCUCUGUGUACAUAGACUCCCGUAGCGUUGCCCUGCGAGUGACUCUGGUCCCCGGCCGCUACGCCCUCCUCCCCACCACCUUUCAACCUAGGGCCACCGGACGCUUUCUGCUACGCCUCUUCUCACAUUCACACCUCAGACUCAGUGAGUUGAGACAGGAGUUGCCUGCUCUGUCAGUGUGGCAGUGUUGUCUCCCCCAGUCCAGUGUCGUGACCACCGUCCACCUGCGCCGAGCUUGCGGACUCAGCCAGCCCAAACAGACAGCACCAGAUGUGUAUGCUGUGAUCUGUUGUGAAGACGACACCAUAAGAACACGAGUGUUCAAGGAGGAUGGAAAUCCAGAGUUCAAUAUGAGGGCCAUUUUCUACAGGAGAUACCCAGAUGCACACAUCAGCAUUAAGUUGUGGAGCCGUGGUCUACUUUGGGACACUCUAUUAGGAGGGGCUCGACUCCAGACCGGCGACAGCGAGAGAGAGCGGAGCCAGGGGAUUGACCUGCAGGGCGGCCAAUCACAUUCAGGAUACCAGGGAUGCAUCUAUGUGGAAACCUCAUCCAGCAAAUGCCUGACAGACUUGUGACAGACAGCUGUGGCUUGUCCCACCCACUAUACAACCAUGGAAAUCACUGCUUUUCUGGAUGAAGCAGCGGAUUUGAAUGAGGAUGGAUCCAAUUCAAUAGCUUUGAAGGAAAAUAGACAUUUGUCUUCGGCUUCCAUGAAUUACAAAGACAAAUACCUCUUUGAAUGAAAUGUUAUGAGAACUCGGAACUACUGCGUUAAGGAACAGAAAAGCACAGUGAUCUGUUUGUUGUUCACUACUAGUGCAGAGGAGAUCAUAAAAUCAUAAAAAUAUCCCCUAACUUUACAUCUCUGCUGGCCAGACCAUGUAGGAGUACAACAUUAUCAAAAAAAAAAACAUUUAAACUGUAAAAAUACAUUGAUUACCAGCUGCCAAGGUUAUCUAAGGAAUAUACAUAAUAUAUGUAGGUCUACUCUUUUUUUAAAGGUGCAUAAUUUUAGGAAAAACAUUUUGAUAAAUUAAAAUGUCAUUUUUCACUACAAACUGAUCAUUAUAUAGAUGUUUUAUUUCACCUUAAUAUGGUAUGCUGUAUUUUCAAAUAUUUAUUUGAAAAAGAUACAUAUUUCAACGUGGGAUUUUGUUUUUUGAAUUAAUGUGAACAAGAGUAUAAGUAUACCCUAACCUGUCUCUUCCAGCCGUAUUCACAAUCAACUAUCAGGUUUCAGGUAUGACCCAGAUGCAGACAGUGUCGGUGAAACAAACGUUUAUUUCUAGUCCAGGGGCAGGCAAACGACAGGUCAAUGGCAGGCAGAGGUCAGUAAUCCAGCGAGGGUACAAAAGGCCCAGAACGGCAGGAGGACUCAGGGUCAGGGCAGGCAGGGGUCAAUAAUUCAGUGAGGUGGGGCAAGGUAUAGAACGGCAGGCAGGGUCAGGGAAGGCAGGGGUCAAUAAUCCAGAGGGUACAAAAGGUCCAGAACGGCAGGAGGACUCAGGGUCAGAGCAGGCAGGGGUUAAUAAUUCAGUGAGGUGGGGCAAGGUAUAGAACGGCAGAAAGGCUCGGGGUCAGAGCAGGCAGAACGGUCAAAACUGGGAAGGGACAUUGCUAAAGUGGGUGUGGACAAAAAUAUUAAUUGUAAAAAAAAUAUUGAAUUGAAUGCUAAAAAAAGAAUAUUGUACACAGUAUUAUCAAAGACUUUUAUAACUAACCAAGAUAGACUGGAGACUGUCUUUUCAAAUGGGAGCAAACUGGGCUUCCUCUCAUCACCAUAUUUGGUAUUUGGUAGAGUGGAAACGCCAAUCGGAUGCUUCACAUUUAUACAUCUGGUGAAAUAUCUGUCUCAUGUUCUAUCUGUGGUAUGAUCAACUUAAUUACUCCAAAUGCAAAGCACUUUGAGGCCAAGUGUUGAUUAGAAGGAGUACAAAAGAGAGAAACAUAUUGUAUAGAACUUUUUUAAAAAAAAUUCUGUUGUGAGUAGAGAAUUGGGGCAGCUUUAUACAUUACAUUUCUAUAGGCCGUUGAUGACAAAACCUGGGUUGAAAUCUUUCCAAUACUUUGAGCCUGGAGUGCAAGGAAUGAGGGAUUUGCACUUUUGAGACUUUUCUAAUGGUUCCAUUUCAACAGGCAACCUAAAUCAAUUACAGAUACAAUGAAUGAUUUCAAAUAGUAUUUGAACGCAGAUCUGUUGAUGACAAGGACCAUAAUAUAGCAUCCUAUGGAAUGUUUGUGUCAUGGCUCUCUUUCUCCCUCUGACUUUCCUGAAUACCAGUGGUGAUUUUAGCAUGUCAAUCUUGGUGAAGCAAACUCCCAAAAUGUUUCGUUGUUGAUGCAUGCCAACAAAGCCACUACACAACACUACACUAAACAAUGCAUUCAUUGCACUAUAACGGUGACAAACGAUGCCCACAAACUGUUAGGGCCUACAUGAAGCUGUCCCAACAGCAGAGCUUUCUUUUCAGCACCAUGGAGUGAAUCCUUACCAUCACUACACCUGGCUAUCAGCGGAGUC
Molecule: messenger RNA, 4285 nt
Organism: Oncorhynchus keta (chum salmon)
Lineage: Eukaryota; Metazoa; Chordata; Actinopteri; Salmoniformes; Salmonidae
Product: calpain-5-like
Exons: 13
Coding region: 93-2339 (748 amino acids)
Biological process (GO): proteolysis
Cellular component (GO): cytoplasm
Molecular function (GO): calcium-dependent cysteine-type endopeptidase activity
Source: RefSeq, a predicted model, not a curated record